GCCAAUUGUUCGGGCCCAACGCAGUUAAAACGAACUGCGUUGCGCCACUGCCUUCGGCGGGGGCCCAGCCCGACGCCGACCUCCAACAUCGUCUCGGCAUCGCCUUCGGUGGCCCGAAGGCAACCUACAGCGAACAGUUUUGUGAGACGUCAUGGCGGUCCCUUUUGGGGUACGACCCGUCCAUGCAUGUUAUGUUGUGGAUGUUCGGAAAGCGCGCCCACAUGACGGUCGUUUUUGAUGUUGUCGCACGUUUUCGCAUUUAUCUUUGAUUUCGCGCGCCCCCCGUUCGCGUCAAGUAAGGUGUUCGGCGGUCUUUCCCGCUGCUCCUGUGCACCGCGCCGCUCUCCCGAUUGAGCCUUUCGGCGUUCUACUACUCUUUUCAGGGUGGCAUCUCCCUUGCAGGUGCCCUCCAACCGUUUCACGUGCCGAUUCUGCGUGCUCGCCUCGGCUCAAGCACGUCGCCGAACGCUCGGUCGGGGUGUUGUUUCGUAUUUCGCGUACCGUGGUACAUCUUGACACAUUGGAAGCAUUUGAUCAUCCCCGGCAUGCGAGAAUGCUUCGCUGCCGUUGCCGAUGAGAACACUCUUUUGCCCGCCGCUUGGUGCCAGGAGUCAUGGCAGGAAGGCGCGGACUGUUUGGACACCUCCAUGUAUCAAAGUAAGGUUUUCAGCGACGUGGCAUUCGACGUCGUGAAGGUUGCCGCAUGGAAUGCAUUUGAUAAGUUGACAGGGAACGAAAGUCGACUUAGCGUUCUAGCAGAGCCUGUGAUCUCCAACGCCACGCGUGAGUUCGCCGAGGCGCAGCCACGGAAAUUUCGGGCUCCACAUCCCGAAGCGUAGUGUGUACUGGUAGGUCCGUGUACGCCCACAGAACACCCUUUGGGACCUUACAUAUCAUAUUUCCACAUGGAAAAUGAAACUGACAGCAUAUCCCUGGGGCCUUUAUGAAAAUCAGUGGCCAAAACGAAAAUCAAUGUUGGAGGAUGCUCCUUGUCUCCGCACAGGUACCCCAAGCUGGCACUAGCAUGGGCGGGGUGAUGUGGGCCAUGGUGAUCGCCAUGAGUCUCUUGGCGAUCACUUGCAUCUUCUGUUCGAUGAGGAUGUUCGAGCAAAGGACUACGAACCCGCCGCCGCUCGCCAGCGCCUCGAAGAAGGGCGGAAUGCACACGACCUCCGCCACCAGCCUCAGCUCUGAAUGGCCGCAGCGGAAGCAGCCGCCCGUGGCCAGCUCCCGCUCCUACGGGUCCAUGCCCGCCUCCCGGCACGGGUCGGUGCCGACGAGCGCGAGAAGCUUGCAGGCAGGCAGGGCGUUGUCCAUGAAGAUCCAGAGCAACGGGAGCAGCGGUAGCGGCGCGUACGGCAAGCCGGACGUCACGCCGCACAGCUCCUUGAGUAUGUACGCCGACCAGGGGCCCCUCGGGCAGAAGUCGGGCGGGGGUUCCCUGUUCACGGUGCCGGUGGACUCUUUGGUGGACGUGACGGGGAAGGGCAGUGUCAUCAUCAGGGACACGUUCACCGGUUCGGUGCUCCGGGCGGCCGUGUCUCAGAACCUUGAUGGUUCCCGGAAGGUCCAGGUCUUUCAGGGUGAGGACGCCGUUGCCCCGUGCGCGAGUGUAGAACCGCCGCCACCAGGAUCGCAUACCGUUCUGAACAGCUUGGAGAUACGCGGGGCGAACAACGUGCACUUGGGGAAGCUAGUUCUGCAGAGCACAGGGUCGUUCCUCGUGCAUGCCCACGGGCAGCAGGAGCUCGUCAUUAAAGGCAACGAGGCCGACUUGGACCUCCACGUGUUUUCACACGACGGCCACCCCAGGGCAACAGUCUCAUGUAAAGAGUACCAGCCUGGUGGACCCGAGCAGGUCGAAAUCCACGUGCUGCCUGGCACUGAUUCAGUGCUCAUCGUCGCGUGCACCCUUGCGAUUUUGUUCCUAUGUGGCGAGAGUUGAGGCAACCCGCAAAUGAUCGCAUGCACGUGCGACUCUCCGAGACGCAUGGUCCAUAUAGUGUCCUUUUGAAUUGUACGAUCACCAGGUGCGACGCAUAGCAAUGUACAGCAUGAUGUGCCUCGUGUCAGCUGCGUCUCCCUGCUAGCCGUUGAGCGAUGGCAACACGGUGUGGGCAUCGGACCUGAGGGCCAGACCGUGACGCACUCCUCCUGACGAGGCGGUGUAGUUUCUCCGAAGCAAGGUACUUCGCCCACGAUUCUUGCUCGAUUGGCAAUCCGUCGGCCACGAGAUCCAGGAUCCCUCAAGGCACGAGUCUUUAUCGUAUGCCCCCACUGCAAUCGGUUACGCUGACUGUUGUGCAACAGCCUCGUCCUCUGCCGUAAACGCUGAGGUGCUGGACUCGAUCCAGAACGGUGAUGCGGACAUAGGUCUAGGUUGUGCGUUGUUGCGGCUUUUCUGCAGACUGCUGAUUCUGCGGAGCGGGAUCGCUCUAGGAAAAAAGACAAGCAAGCAGGAGCGACGAUAGCGCGAGGAUCGGAGCCUAUUUGCUUGGCACAGUGGAGAGAGCACGGGCAAGUCGCUUCUUCAGAGGGCCUACGUUGGGCCACAUGCGCGCCGCAGGGCCGAGGUCUCUCGUGCAAGCUCUCAGGGCAGCCUAGUCUGGUCUUGUACUCUUCGGGGGAGGCAUGAGGCCACGAGGGGGCCCAGGCACUUCAGCAACCGAACCAGAUCCUACGCCCUGCCCCCGCCUCCGUAUGCUUGUCUAGGGUCCUCCACGUGUUGUUGCUUAGGGCGUUGGCCAGUGGGAUGCAAGAAUCAUGUCGUAGCAGCGUGUUCCUUCCCAAAGGGCGCUGCAGACUGCUGCUGUUGCAGGCACGCAAGAAUGGUGACAACGACGGCAGUCAAUUGGACAAUCGUGAUCUCGGCAGGGGCAAGAGCUCAUGUUCGCCAGUGCGUCAGGACUGGAUCGUGGCGUGUCGCUUUACUGCGCCUGCCUGGAUUCGUUGUGAAGUGCUUUGGCUACGCAAGAC
This is a messenger RNA of Prorocentrum cordatum, 2976 nucleotides long. The record is from the annotation of a GenBank genome assembly. NCBI's taxonomy places the organism in Eukaryota, Dinophyceae, Prorocentrales, Prorocentraceae.